CAUUGCUUGCAUCAACUUUUGCUCUCUGCUUUGCAGGAAAACCCCAGUUCCCAACCAUGACUCUCCAUUCUGUUUCAGGGAACUGUGAACGAAAUUCAGAAAGCGUUGUUGAUGUUGAAAACUGCACUGACAUAAACUGGGAUGAGCUUGGAUUCAAUCCAGUUCCGACAGAUUUCAUGUAUGUCAUGAAAUGUGCAAAAGGAGACAACUUUGCUGAAGGAUCCCUCGUUCCCUUUGGAAACAUAGAGAUCAACCCUUUUGCCACGAUAUUUAAUUAUGGACAGGGAAUCUUUGAGGGGCUUAAGGCAUAUAGAACUGAAGAUGGGCACAUAGUGCUGUUUAGACCAGAACAGAAUGCCCAACGAAUGAAGAUAGGGGCAGACAGAUUUUGCAUGCCAUCCCCAUCCAUUGAUCAGUUCAUUAACGCUGUAAAACAGACAGCUCUUGCCAACAAACGUUGGGUGCCUCCACUAGGGAAAGGAUCAUUGUAUAUUAGGCCAUUGCUCAUGGGAACAGGAGCUUCUUUAAGCGUUGUUCCUGCACCAGAGUACACGCUACUUGUUUAUUGUUCUCCUGUCACUAACUACCACAAGGGUGCACUGAACUUGAAAGUGGAGAGUAAGUUCUAUCGAGCAAUAUCUGGCACUGGUGGAACCGGAGGGAUCAAGAGUGUUACCAACUAUGCCCCUGUUUAUGCUGCAACCACUGCAGCGAGGGCUGAUGGAUUCUCUGAUGUCUUGUUCUUGGACUCAGCAACUGGAAAAAACAUAGAAGAGGUUUCUGCAUGCAAUGUGUUUGUUGUGAAGGGUAAUAGUAUCUGCACUCCGGAAACAAAUGGAGCCAUUCUGCCUGGGAUCACACGAAAAUCCAUCAUUGAAAUUGCCUUAGAUUUGGGGUAUCAGGUCAUGGAACGUGCCAUAUCAUUGGAGGAGAUGCUAGAUGCUGAUGAAGUGUUCUGCACAGGAACUGCAGUUGUUGUCAACUCUGUUUCAUCUGUAACCUUCAAGGAAACAAGAGCUGAAUACAAAACAGGAGCAGAAUCAUUGUCCCAAAAACUGCGGAAAAUACUAGUUGGAAUUCAAACUGGGUCUAUUGAAGACUCAAGGGGCUGGACAGUUCGAAUAGAUUGAUCGAUUUGCACAACUUGCCCUAUGGCUUGACUCGGAUUUUUAGCUAUGCGGAUAUGCACGAAACGUGCCUCACUUCUAUUUUCUUUUUUUUUUUCUUUCCUUUUCCCCUCCCAAUACGAUGAUGACUCGGAUGUAUUAUUGGGAGAGGAAAAUAUUUUGAAAAUAAAUGAAAAGAAUAACUAUUUUGCACAAUAUAAUAAAAAUAAAAAGA
Vigna umbellata (rice bean) is the source of this 1341-nucleotide messenger RNA. The record is from RefSeq and is a predicted model, not a curated record. Lineage: Eukaryota; Viridiplantae; Streptophyta; Magnoliopsida; Fabales; Fabaceae.